AAUCCCUCCCUGUUCCCCGUUCGUUCUGCACAUGACUGUUUCAGUGCAACUCCUGUAAACGGCGCAGUGGAAAUCGAUUACUUGUUUCUAUUCUCGUGAAUUGGGUCGCGCUUUUUUCAGCGUUCGUGUUCGUGCUUAUUCAGCCGUGAAUGUCGCGAAUGAUAGUACAAUGAAGGCACAGGCACUAAUUUUGGGGUUGUUGACCGUUUUAACGACCGGUCACGUUCAUAAUGCGGUCGAAACUGAAAUGUUUGCUAUACCAAUCAGCCCUAAUUUAUUUAACUGGACUUAUCAAGAAUUCGACCAACAAUACCGCUUCCACGCCGCUCUGAUGGGCAAACCGGAGCUCCCAUCAUGGCUCCGCUACAUCUACAGCGGGCGACACCACUCCGGUUUUAUUUUCGGAACCCCACCACGGGGCACCAAAUCACCGAUCACUUUGGAAGUCAUAGGCCUCAAUCGCCAGGACUAUGAGACGAGGAAAGUGCUCCUAUUUCUAAACGUUCAUCGGAGGGAAAAGAUGGCUAAACACGAGGUGGAACUCAAGAUUGAUAACUUGAAUGUGGAGGAUUUGCUGGAUGAACACAGGAUGACUCGUCUAAAGGAUAUAUUCCGCGGUAUAUUAUGGCCGGAGAGUAACCACGACUUGUACCCCACAUUCCUCGCUUCCGCCAUUGAUUUGGGGGCUCGGUUGCCGCUGAAACCGAGCGAUGGUGAAGGGUUGGUCAUCCGUCUCGGCAGCACUGCACCUUUUUCUACCAGCCUGAAGGAUCUCCGAGAGGAAGUACGACCCCUGUCCAAACUGCCCAGCUGUCCCCGAGAAUUCAAGAGAACCAGCCAAGAGAGACUGUUCAGAGAUGCUGGCUUAACUCUGGACUGGUGCAGCUUCGAGCUGUAUAACACGGUCUACCGCGCGCGCACCACCGAGCACAUCGAAUACCUAACUCCCAUACCCUCCAGCAAGCACACAGCCUCGCACACCCUCUGGGCCCCGACCUGGUCCGCACCAGCGCGGGACUCCUUGCCGACGAGAGGGGUCGCAAGGCAGCUCGCGGCUGCGGCGGCUGCACCGCUGUUGCUGCUUAUGUUGGCCAUCGCUGCGCUGACGGCUACUGUGUGUUUCCAUUAUGCUGCUAUGCGAGACCCUGAGUCAGACUACUUUUUAGAAACAAUCUUCCAUAUCUGUUCAGAUUACAGACGAAGAAGAAGAGCACACAAAGCUGGUAAGGUGGAGCUGUGUCGCUACGGCACUAACACCGAGCAGACACAGGCGGACAACACUAGCAACAAAAGCGCGGGAGUCAGCCCAAACAACAGCCUACCGCGCCCAUACAGCCCCAAAUCCACCACCAACCUAGCAGCCAACUACAAUCGCCCCCAACCACCCCCCUACGGCUCGGCCACCAACUCUCUCCACCACAGGAAGUCCGCCGCCGACCACACCCCCUCCACUUCCGGUCACACACCGGAACACCGCCAUCUUGCUUUAGAAGAUUCGUUAAAACUACUCAACGAGGCAAACAUCGCGAAUUCUUUAUUCGAAAAUUCAAAAGAUCCUAUCGUUGAUUUGAACGAUACCGGAGAAGAUUAUGUUCCUGUUAAACCGUUGAUAAAACCAGAUGGAACCGGUUUCAACUUGAUUAAACCGGACGGGUAUGUCGCUAUGAAGGAUUUGGAUGACAUUGAUGUACCGGAUUUGGGUAAGUAUGGGAUUUGACAGGAGGUCGGGGGCGAGCCUGUCAAAACUUGGUUUUGUUAGGCUGGGGCCUUGCUUUGAUAUGUUUGUUUAUUAGAAUGUGUAAACAAACUUAACAAAAUUUGAAGUUUGUCGGUCUAAUACUUAAUUGGAGCUUUAUUCAAUUAUUAAAAUUAUAGAUGGUGCAUUUACUGUAUACUCAAUUGUAUUGUAUUAAUUUACACUAGCGUAAAGUUUAAGGUUUGAUAAAUAGCACAAUUUUUAG
This is a messenger RNA of Cydia amplana, 1961 nucleotides long. It is a transcript of the gene Scgalpha, whose product is annotated as alpha-sarcoglycan. Lineage: Eukaryota; Metazoa; Arthropoda; Insecta; Lepidoptera; Tortricidae. The coding region runs from base 170 to 1717 and encodes 515 amino acids. The record is from RefSeq and is a predicted model, not a curated record. Gene Ontology annotation, cellular component: membrane; sarcoglycan complex. The transcript has 10 exons.